CUGGGUGAAGGCUUGUUUCCUGAAUGUGUCAUGAUCCAUUUCGCUUGCAUCAAGCCUCAGUCUGUUACACAGCAGGAGGUUUUAAAGUUAACUUCUCGUACAGGUACUACUUAUUCACCGCCGAAAAGAUGGCUUUACAAUUUAAAGAUGCCUUCUGGGGAGUUGAGUUUAUCAGCAAUGUCGGUUAUGAGACUAUGAUUCAAAGACUUAAUGAUGGUCGGCGGACAUGCAAAGACAUGGAGGAGCUGUUGAAAAUGAGAGCAUCCGCUGAGGAGAAAUAUGGGAAGGAACUCAUCUCAAUCGCACGUAAAGCCGGGGGUCUUUAUGAGAUCUGCACUUUGAGAGCAUCAUUUGAUGAAAUGAAAACACAAAUAGAAAACAUAGGAAACUUGCACGUUCAGCUGUCAGGACUACUCAAGGAUGAGGUGAAGCGAAUGGAAGAGUUCAGAGAGCGGCAGAAAGAACAGAGAAAAAAGUAUGAAGUCAUCAUGGAAAAAGUUCAGAAGACUAAAGUCUCUCUUUACAAGAAAACAACAGAGUCAAAAAAAUGUUACGAGCAACGCUGCAGGGAGGCAGAUGAGGCGUCAGAAACGGCUGAAAGGACAGGCAACGCACCCACAGCCACUCCCAAACAGAUUGAGAAGAUUAACAACAAAUCUAAGCAGUGCAGAGAGAAUGCAGAAGAAGCCGAGAAACAGUACAAGUCAACCCUUCUGCAGCUCGACAAGGUCCGUCAAGAGUGGGAAUCAACACACAUCGAGACGUGCGAGAUGUUUCAGCAACUAGAAGAAGAUCGAAUCAGUGUACAAAGGAAUGCCUUAUGGGUCCACUGUAACCAUUUUUCAAUGCAGUGUGUAAAAGAUGAUGAGUGUUACGAGACCAUGAGAAAAAUUCUUGAAGCCUGUGACAUUGCCGCAGACAACGCCUGCUUUGUGGAGACUAAAAAGAUCCAGCCAACCCCCCCUGCUCCAAUUGAAUUCCAAAAUUACUACGAGAGCAACGUUUCAACCGAGAGAAAUAGCAGUAUUGGUUUUGUAGGAGGAGUCCGUAAAAGGUUUUCAAAUCUACUGCAGGGGAACUACCCCAAUGGCUCCAAGCUGAACAUCGACGAACCAGCUGCGCAGCCUGCUGCAAAUAUAUCAGAUGGCGUAUAUGCUGCUAUUCCUGGACAUCAGGGACCCCAGCUGAGCAGUACAGAGUACAAAGUUGUCUACACCUAUGAAGCUCAGAGGGAGGAUGAACUCUCGGUUACGGCUGGGGAUGUAGUGGUCGCCUUGGAUCCAGGUGAAGACGGCUGGUGGAUGGUGCAAAUAAAUGGCUCCUCUGGACUAGUUCCAGGCUCUUAUCUUUCUAAAGACUGAGUUUAUCAGAGGGCAUGUACAUUUUUUUGUAAAAACGUCAUUUCAAAUGACCUUUUACCUCUAUUGUAAGUUUUUUUUUUUAAUUUUUUAUCUCUAUUGUAAGUAUCACUGAAGCCGAUGAAUAGGAUUUGAACUCACAACUCUCACACCACCUCGUGGUGGAAAUGUAAAUUACACUGAGGCGACCGAUAACUCAAACUAUUGUCAACUAGAUUUGCUGAUCUCUUGCACUAAAAGUUAUUCAUUGUGUUUUUUGGUUGUUGCAUAUUUGGUGAUUUUAAGUCUGGCAGAAUGAUUAUUCCCAUUGAGCUGAAAAUCAUUUACUGUUUGUAUUGUAUUUAUUCAACAUGGAGGUUGCAUCUCCAGGAUGUGUUUUCUCUCUAUACAAACAUGCUUUUUAGCAUGUGCUGCUCCACUGUCCUUUGUAUUUAUUUUAUCACUGGUUUACUUUUGUGGCAAAGGCUAUUUUUUUUAAUUCAGAUUACAAAAUCUGUAAAGACUCUUUACAGGUCAUGUGGCUGAGCAGUCUGAUCUCUUUGGUGUCCAGUUACUCUGCGGUGGGUAAAUGCCCAGUCAGUCUCUUCAGGUAACGAGAGUGGAGUCCUUUCAGAUUGGCGAGAACGUUUACAAUGUUUGCUCAGAGAUAACAGUCACAUGUGACAUAUAUGUAAAGUUACUUGGAUAACUAAAUCUACUUUAAGAACCUCUUUACACUUCUCCAUCAUGGGAAAUUC
Messenger RNA from Cololabis saira (Pacific saury), 2095 nucleotides. RefSeq names its product proline-serine-threonine phosphatase interacting protein 1a (gene pstpip1a). Bases 24 to 1361 code for a protein of 445 amino acids. Gene Ontology annotation, molecular function: actin filament binding. The record is from RefSeq and is a predicted model, not a curated record. Gene Ontology annotation, biological process: actin filament polymerization. Gene Ontology annotation, cellular component: actin filament; cytoplasm; plasma membrane. The transcript has 15 exons. Lineage: Eukaryota; Metazoa; Chordata; Actinopteri; Beloniformes; Belonidae.